CUUUCAGAGACGUAUUAACCCUGAUUCUGUCGAGUGUGUAAAUAGACAGACAACAAUGGCGACGAUGACAUUCUAUGAGUUGCUUGGGGUUGAGACCUCGGCGUCCGAGGGUGACAUUCGGAAGGCGUACCGGAAACUAGCCUUGAAAUAUCAUCCAGACAAAGUGUCGGCUGAAGAAAGAGAUGCCAGUGAGAUAAAGUUCAAAGAGAUCACGGAGGCGUACGAGGUGCUAUGUGAUGAGGACAGGCGAAGGGACUACGAUUUGGGCGGAUACAAGAGUGGCCAGAGAGGAGGUCCUGAGUUUGAUUUCGAUUUUGAUUUCGGUGGCGGAUUCGGCAAUGGUAGAGGAGGAGGUGGGUUUGGAGGCGAUUUUUCUCCUGAUGACUUUGCCAGCUUCUUUGGAUCUGGUGCCGGAGGAGGCAGACAGGGGAGACAGAGUGGUGGUGGUUCCGAGCGUGUUGACCUGAACAUCGAGUUCUCCACAACGGUCACACUGAAAGAUUUGUAUUUCGGGAAGUUGGUGAAGAAGACAUACACCCGAGAUAUCAUCUGUGUGAAGUGCAAGGGUUCUGGACUCAGAAAGAACGCAGUGGAAAUUCUUUGUCCCACGUGUAAUGGACACGGUUUGGUCGAGGAAUAUAGACGAAUGUCCGGUCUAGGGGGCGUGAUGUUUGUUGAAAGAGUGCCAUGUAAGAACUGUGACGGGAAGGGCAUGUACUCAAGAGCGGACGAUAGAUGCAGAAAGUGUAAGGGCAAGGGCGUGACGAAGGAAGAGUGCACCUGUGAGUUUGAGGUCAAGAAAGGCUCUCCAAAUGAUGGGAUUGUGACAUCGAAGGGCUUCGGUAAUGCCAGACCUAAGAUGAACACGGGAGAUGCCAUUUUGAAAUACAGAUACGAGGCAGACACAGAUGCAACGAGCAAGGAACAUAACUUCCAGAGAGAUGGCAACAGCUUAUAUACAAAGCUCUCUAUCAACCUUACCGAAGCACUAGGGGGCUUUGAAAGCGAUCGAUUCAUACAGACCUUAGACGAGAGAUGGCUCAACGUUAAACUGCCCAUGGGGAAAGUGAUCAGGCCCGGGGACAGCAUUGUUAUCAAAAAUGAAGGAAUGCCGAUACUCGACUCCAAGUCCAAUUCGUGUGGGGAUCUGUACGUGGGUGUGGAUAUUUUGUUCCCGAAGGAUAAUUGGAUGUUAGAAAGAGGAGACGUCGGAAAAUUGAGCAAUCUUUUAGGUUUUGUCGACAGAAGUAAGACUAAGACUAAAGAUGCACAUGGAGAUGAAAACGAUGACGAUAAUAAUGAGAACGACGUGGCAGACGUUGUCCCGACCGUGUUCCAGAUUAAAGAUAAAAAUAGCGUUCCUAAGAGCUUCAACACGUAUGUCAACAACACUGAGGUGAAGACUUUCGGUACCGAGAAUGCCAACUCUGGUUGGUUUGGAUGGUUCCGGUGGUGAGCGUAGACAACCGUGGCUAAUGGGUUAUGGUAUAACUUGACAUAUAGAAUUAAGAUGAUAGUAUUAAAAAACUAUAUAGAUUAUGAAUUAUAAUAUACAUACAUGCGGAUAUACAACCUUUUCUGCUUUUCCAUGCGUUCAAAAACAAACCCUUUUUCACUCAAAUUGCUGCUGGCCUCUCCUUUUGGUAGAACUCCAUAAUCUCAACCAAUUUCUUGUCGUCCUUCUUUCUCUCUUCAUCGUCAUCAUUGUCGUCGCCAAACUCGAGCAGUUCAUCCUCGGAAAAUUCCAGCAGUAAGUCUUCUGGCUCUUUCAUCUCGUCAGCGCCAACCUCUAAGCAAACUUUUGGAUCCUGUAGGUUGUCUUUGCGCCAUGCGCCAUCCAACUCCAUAGGACUCUUGAAUUCCUCUGCGGCAGCCAAGGAUGAGGCAGUCGGCU
Pichia membranifaciens NRRL Y-2026 is the source of this 1894-nucleotide messenger RNA. RefSeq lists its product as hypothetical. Gene Ontology annotation, molecular function: Hsp70 protein binding. Lineage: Eukaryota; Fungi; Ascomycota; Pichiomycetes; Pichiales; Pichiaceae. Gene Ontology annotation, cellular component: cytoplasm. The record is from RefSeq and is a predicted model, not a curated record. Bases 56 to 1456 code for a protein of 466 amino acids. Gene Ontology annotation, biological process: protein refolding. The transcript has a single exon.